AUGGAAAAUACUCAAUAUUAUAAUAGGCUUCUUGAACUAAAUUUAUUAGCAGAAAGCGUGUUUUGCCAAAAUCAAAAAUUAUUACUUAUUGAUAAUAAUUUAAAUGGUAUUAGAGAAACAAAAGGAGGAUAUAGAAGAAAUGAAAUUGUUAAAAAUAGUGGACACCUUAGCAUAUAUAAUAAUUUAUUUUUAUUAUUAAACAAAAGUCAAAUAAAUGAACAUUUAGAUAAUGUAGAAAAAACUCUUAUGGAAAAAAGAGAUAAAAUAAGAGAUAAAAGAAAGUCACUUAUUAAAGAACUUAUCAAAUUAAAUCCAAGUGUAACCGAAAUGCCACUUGAAGAAGCUAAAUUCUUACUCAAAGGAUGA
Messenger RNA from Plasmodium relictum, 366 nucleotides. Its product is annotated as conserved Plasmodium protein, unknown function. The transcript has 2 exons. The coding region runs from base 1 to 366 and encodes 121 amino acids. NCBI's taxonomy places the organism in Eukaryota, Apicomplexa, Aconoidasida, Haemosporida, Plasmodiidae. The record is from RefSeq and is a predicted model, not a curated record.